AUGGGUAAAUUUAGUAAUAAUAAGAAGCAAAACGCUGAUAAGAAGAUCGAAGAUAUCGAGAAGGACUUACAAUUGCCCGAAUCUAGUGAAGAAGAAUUGUCAGGCGAAGAAGAAGGUGCCGAGAUCGGCGAUGAGAGCGAUGAGGAUAGUGAAGAAUUGGAAGGAUUUUCCAGCGACAGUGACGAAGAAGACGACGUAGAUGACAAAGAGACUAAACAGCAUUCCACUACAAAGACCAGCCCCACAGAAAAACACAUACAGGCUUCCGGACACACGGUGACUAAAAAGAAGGCCGUUAGUGCAGCCUCCAACCCAACCAAGAGCAAAAGAGGUGUCAUAUACGUCGGACGCAUUCCCCACGGGUUCUACGAAGCCGAAAUGAAGAAGUAUUUCACACAGUUUGGAGACAUCACCCGUUUGAGAUUGUCGAGAAACAAAAAGACUGGUAAGUCGAAGCACUAUGGGUUCAUCGAAUUUGCCCACCAUAACGUGGCCAAGGUCGCGGCCGAGACCAUGAACAACUACCUCUUGUUCGGUCACUUGUUAAAGGUCCACUUGGUCGAAGAUCCUAACAUUCACGAAGACUUGUUCCAAGGUGCCAACAUGAAAUACAAGGUGAUUCCAUGGAAAAAAAUCGGCCAGAACAAGAACGAUGCCGCAAGAUCAAAGGAAAAAUGGGACACAUUGUCGCAAAAAUGGUCCAAGAAGAGAGCUCUCAAACAAAAACAGUUAUCGGACAAGGGUAUCGACUUUGACUUGUCAACUAUAUAG
Molecule: messenger RNA, 771 nt
Organism: Debaryomyces hansenii CBS767
Lineage: Eukaryota; Fungi; Ascomycota; Pichiomycetes; Serinales; Debaryomycetaceae
Gene: NOP15
Product: rRNA-binding ribosome biosynthesis protein
Exons: 1
Coding region: 1-771 (256 amino acids)
Biological process (GO): maturation of LSU-rRNA from tricistronic rRNA transcript (SSU-rRNA, 5.8S rRNA, LSU-rRNA)
Cellular component (GO): nucleolus
Molecular function (GO): RNA binding
Source: RefSeq, a predicted model, not a curated record